GGUUUCGGAGAAGCGACAGAGGGCAUAUACAAAUGGCGGGUUGUUCGAAAUGGGCUGUAAUCAAUUUGUUUGCUUUGUUUUUAGGAUUUUACUCGUAAACAGUUAAGCGAAGACUUGUCCAAAGCACAAACAAACAAUGAACUUCUCUGAACUCUUCAAACAAACAAACCAGUUGUGCAAGUUUUCUCCAAAUGGAAAAUACAUGGCAAACUGUGUUGGUUAUCGACUAAUACUACGAGAUGUCAAAACCCUUCAGAUCCUUCAGCUUUACACAUGUCUAGAUAAUAUACAAAGCAUAGAGUGGUCUUCAGAUUCUUUGUAUGUCAUGUGUGCAAUGUUCAAAAGAGCAUUAAUACAGGUUUGGUCUCUUGAAAAGCCAGACUGGACAUGUAAAAUAGAUGAAGGAUCAGCUGGUCUAGUUGGUGCAAGGUGGAGUCCUGAUGGAAGACACAUUCUAAGUGCUGCUGAUUUCCAGCUUAGAAUCACAAUCUGGUCACUUGUUAGCAAGUCAGUCAGUUAUAUAAAAUAUCCAAAACAUGCAACAGAAGGCCUGGAUUUUAGCAGAGAUGGCAAGUACAUGGCUUUGGCUGAAAGACGCAACUGUAAAGAUUUUGUUAGCAUUUUUGCAUGUGAUACUUGGCAGCUACUCAAGCAUUUUGAAGUUGAGACAAAAGAUCUUGCUAAUGUUUUAUGGUCUCCAGAUGGCAGGGUUCUCUGUGUCUGGGAUGCUAUUAUUCAUUACAAGCUGUACCUGUAUUCAGUAGAUGGAAGAUGUCUGUCGUCUUACAGUGCAUAUGACUAUGCUUUGGGAAUUAAAACAGUUUGUUGGUCACCUUCAAGUCAGUUCUUGGCCAUUGGUAGUUACGAUCAAAAGUGUCGUGUGCUCAACCAUAUAACCUGGAAAGUCGUGGCAGAACAUCAACAUCCACACUCCCUUGAUUCAGACACUGUGGUGGUCUACAAGGAAGUAGAAGUCAAACCUCCAUUAUUACAAGGGGAGAUUCUUCCUUCUGGUGGAUUCUCCAUACAAAGCAAAUAUCAAAUAGAGAAGGUGCCCAUUCAAGUUCCUACGGUAAAAGUUGAUCCAGAGAAACACAACCCCAGACUUGGUGUUGGACAUGUAUCAUUCAGCAAUGACAACAAAUACAUGGCAACAAAAAAUGAUAACAUGCCUAAUGCAUUAUGGAUCUGGGAUGUUCCAAACUUGUGCUUAGCUGUCCUACUACUGCAAGCCAACCCUAUUAGAGCUAUCCAGUGGGAUCCUCUCCAACCUCGUCUAGCUGUCUGCACUAAUAAUAAUAAACUGUACAUGUGGUCACCGGCUGGCUGUGUGUCUGUCAUCAUUCCUUCUGAAAAUGUGUUUCAAGCAACCUCUCUUCGUUGGCAUCCUGAUGGCAACAGUUUAGUCAUUCUUAGUAAAGAUCACAUGUGCUUGUGUUUUCUAUCAGAUCCCAGAUCAUGAUAGCAAAAUAUUGCAAAUCAUAGUGAACCUCGGUAGUAUCCCAGUUAUAAGUCCCUCUUAUUAUAACCCCCCCGAUUAUAAGCCCACCAUCCAUUAAACUAACCCCACCCUAAAAACCCUUAUAAAAUUUAAUAAACCAGAGCUAAUGAGGUACCACCAUGCAGUCCUGUAGCAAUCUGGUACACUUUUGAUAGAACGAAUUUUCCCCUCCCUUUUAUUAGCCGCGCCCGCCCUGGUUAUAGACCUCCCCGAUCAUAAACCCACCCAAAACAAAAACCCUUAUAAAGUAUCAGCUAAGAGCUCAUAACUGGAAUUCUACAGUAUAAGUACCAUGCUACGCUGUUUAAAGACAGUGGACACAGUAUUGUAGUAGUUCUUUCAUACAGUUACCCUUAUAAAGUUGUAACAGCUUAGAGCUUAUAACUGGAAUUCUACGGUAUACGCACGAUACUACACCAUGGUGAAAGACAGUGGACACAGUAUUGUAGUAGCUCUUUCAUCUUUUCCCAUUUCAGACCACGUGUCAUUCCCAAAGUGAUAACGAAGAAUCCUUAUACACCUAUUUCGAAAAUCGUUGUCGCACCAAGAGCCUCAAGUAACAAGGCUCCAGAGAACGUCGGU
Molecule: messenger RNA, 2083 nt
Organism: Actinia tenebrosa (Australian red waratah sea anemone)
Lineage: Eukaryota; Metazoa; Cnidaria; Anthozoa; Actiniaria; Actiniidae
Product: WD repeat-containing protein WRAP73
Biological process (GO): microtubule anchoring at mitotic spindle pole body
Cellular component (GO): microtubule organizing center; MWP complex
Molecular function (GO): protein binding
Source: RefSeq, a predicted model, not a curated record